GGCGCGUCUUGGGUCCCCGCGGCGGCGCCGGUGCGGAGCGCUGGUUUGCGGACGCCCGGGCAGAUCUGCAGUGCCUAAUGCCAUGAGCGUGGUGGUGCAGCAUGUGGAGGAGAAAGCUGUGCACUCUUGGUCCCGCAUCUCCACGGCAGGGAAGAAGGCCCUGGAGGAGGCACUGCUUGUCUUUAACCCCAUGAGCCAGGACCUCAGUGCCACGGAGGCCCAGCUCGUGGCCUUCCUCCAGGGCUUGCGGGAUGAUGGCUUCCAACCCACCAUCCUGCGUAGUGGCGAUGUCUAUGGCUACAGCUCGUGCACAGCCAGCCCCCCAAGCCAGACGAAGCUGCAAGCCCGUGCCCCAACGUCAGCCACAACGUCACCUCCAGCAAGUGCUCCUCGAACUACCAUGCGACUGCCCGCAGGCCGGGCCACACUACUCCCCAUGCCGCUUUCUGGCAGGCUGGCCAAAACAGCCACACCAAACCUUGCCAAGCAUGCUCCUACUAACCUACUGCUGAGUUCCCUGAAACAGUCCAAUGCUAGCCGGGCCCGGGGCGCAGCCAUGGGCUUCCCUGCUCACCUCUAUCCCGGUGUCUACCCUGCCAUGCGGCUCUCUGUUGUCCUUGAGGCCCUGGUUCCGCUCAAGACUCCCAUGCCCUGCUUGGGUGCUAAGCACAAGGCUCAGUCAUUACAGUUCUCACUUGCAGAUUCUCCCUUGAAGCCGCGGAAGGGUCCAGGAAAGGGCUCGGGGAACUCCCUGCUUAAGGCCCCCAGAAAGAUAAGCAAGGGCCCCAAAUGUCAGACUUUCAAACACCCGAAGGCAGGUCCCCGACGUGGCACUGGUCCCCAGAGUAAGACCUGCAAAGUCACUGAAUCCCUCAGUGGGCUACGAAUGAAAGGGGGAUCUGCCCUGGGCACCAAGACAGCCCAGGCCAAAGCCGCUCAAGCACUGGCCAAAGUUGUUUGUGCCCAGGCCAAGGUGCCCCGGCCACAGCCUAAGACUCCCUCAGCCAAGGUGGCUCAGAAACAGGCCAAGGCACCCCAGGCUAAGGUGACUAAGGCCCGGGCCAAAGCCAGGGCCGCUCAGGCCAGAGCUAAGGCCAAGGCCAAGGCGGCACGGGCCAAAGCCAAGGCGGCACAAAUCAAGGCCAAGGCAGCACGGGCCAGGGCCAGGGCCAAGGCCAAGGUGGCACAGGUCAAGGCCAAGGCGGUGAAGAUCAAAGCCAAGGCCAGGGUGAUCCAGACUCAGCUUGAGAGCAGAGGCAAGCCCAAGGGGUCUGUUCAGGCCCAGACUGUGGAAAGGUGUCAGAGAAGCCCCCCUGAGGCUGUGGGACAGAAGAGGAAAAGGUCCCAGGAGGCAAAGGAGCUGCUUCCCUGUAAGAGAACACAGCUUGGGCCCCGCUCCCCUAAGGCACGACUUGGUCCUCGCAUAGCAAAGCCGCUGAAAUUCCGGGCCAUCAAGGUUGACCGGUGGUCCUCGGAUGAUGAGGUGCGACAGCAGGCUCAGCGUAUCCUCCGUGUGAAUCUGUCUCCAGUGAUACAGCUCCAGCCCCUGCUGCUGCCUUCGGCACCCUGAGUCCCUCACCCAGCAAUGUUUGGGGAGACUUGAGUUCUGCCGCCAAGGACUCCACAACCCUGAGGACUCCCGGGUACCUCGUCAGGGCCCUGGCGGCCAGUGGUGUCCGUGCAGAGACUGGUGGCUAUG
Molecule: messenger RNA, 1699 nt
Organism: Echinops telfairi (small Madagascar hedgehog)
Lineage: Eukaryota; Metazoa; Chordata; Mammalia; Afrosoricida; Tenrecidae
Gene: CCDC71
Product: coiled-coil domain containing 71
Exons: 2
Coding region: 83-1570 (495 amino acids)
Source: RefSeq, a predicted model, not a curated record